UGGAGCAAGAGGAAGCUUGAGAUAUCGGGAGAGAAGACCCUGUGAGAGAGAUUAUCAUCACUAAAGAGAACUCCAAGCCAGAGAGAGCAUCGGAAGCCAUGGAAGGACAGUGUUAUCCCCAUGAGUAUCAAUCCAUUUUGAGGGGGUCUGAUUCACCAGCAAUUCACGCUAACAUCCCCCUGGAGAAACUGUAUGAUCAGCUCUGUGCUGGUGUUUUCUUAAACAAUAGGACCGUGAAAUACUGGGUGGAAAAGAAAUCGAUGACGAAUUGCUUCAUGAAAUAUGCACGGGACCUCUCCAUCGCUUUUUCUGACGACCCCUCUUGCUGGAAAUGGGUGACCGAGGAAGAUGCAUCCAGCGACGGGGUCCUGGUGGAAAUGGCCGAGCUGCUCAAAGUGCGCUGGCUGGAUGUGCGCGGCAAGUUCGACCUGUCGAACCUGUCCCCGGCGACGACCUACGAGGCGGUCUUCGUGAUCAAGCUAAAAUCGUCGGGUUACGGGUGGGAGGUUCCGGUGAACUUCGGGGUGACUCUCCCGGACGGGACCAAGAAAGAGCACAAGGUGAAUCUGAAGGAGAAGCCGAAGGAUCAAUGGAUAGAGAUCAAAGCGGGAGAGGUGAGCACAUCAGAGUAUAAGGAGGGGCAGAUGGAGGUGUUCAUGUACGAGCAUAGUGACCAUUGGAAGAGCGGGCUUGUCCUCAAGGGAGUUCUCAUUAGGCCCAAAAACUACAUAAAUAAAUAGAUAAAUAAAUAAAUAAUCAACCUCAUGAGAUUAUGUAAAAGUGCCUAAAAGAAAGAAUCGUUAUAUUUGUAAUAAGCACUUCAGUUGGUGGGGUUGCCCUUAUUAGUGCUUUUUCUAGUGUAAUUUCCCAUGGUCAUUUCAAUAAAAAUGAGUGGUCUCUUUGGGUUAAAUGUUAAUGAGAAUAAAUUUUGCAUUUACAUUUGGGGAGAAAAAAAAUGCGACCGUCGAAAUAAUAUUCGUGGAAAUUAGUACCGUUA
Messenger RNA from Syzygium oleosum, 997 nucleotides. Its product is annotated as protein PHLOEM PROTEIN 2-LIKE A1-like. The coding region runs from base 99 to 740 and encodes 213 amino acids. The transcript has 3 exons. NCBI's taxonomy places the organism in Eukaryota, Viridiplantae, Streptophyta, Magnoliopsida, Myrtales, Myrtaceae. The record is from RefSeq and is a predicted model, not a curated record.